AUGUCGCGUUCGCCGCAAAGAGAUGCCGUUGAGGCUUUGGAGCAGACAGGAGGAGAAGUUGAAGAGCAGGAUUUGGAGAAGAACGAUGAGCCUGCGAGUACAGAAUACCUAGAGGUACCGAGGCCGAGAAGAAGAGUCAGUCGGCAUGCCAGCGACCACAGCAGUGUUCACGAUGACCUCGAGAAAGUCGCUUCGGCGGCAACUACUAUAGGCAGUCAUGCCUCAGAAAUGACGGAGGCAACAGAAAUAACAACAACUGCAAGCAAAUCUCAAGAGCCAGAAAAACAAUCAUGGCACCACAGGAUAAAUCCUUUGAGACGUGGCAAACCACCUCCCAUACCGAAGGAGCGCAUAGUGUCUCGAGAAUAUAAUGCGGGCUUCUUCAGCAUUUUGACUUUUCAAUGGGUCAAUCCCCUGAUGACGGCUGGUUAUAGGAGAACAAUCGAAUUGAACGACAUCUGGCUAGUCAACCCGAACAGAAGCUCUGAGGUCAUGGCCACAAAACUGAUGGAGUCUUUCAAGCGGCGAGCAGCUCGAAACGAGAAGAGGCCGCUGAUGUGGGCUCUAUACGAUACACUAGGUCCCGAAUUCGUUUUCGGAGGUAUGUGUGCAUUGUUCUCUGCCUUAUUCCAGGUCUUUUCGCCCUUCACGACCAGAUAUCUGAUACAGUACUCGACCGAACGUUACAACGCCACUCAGAACGGCACACCCGAGCCAGACUUAGGUCGUGGUAUCGGCUUGGCACUAGGUAUCACAUUCAUGCAAAUUUGCCAGAGUACAGCCACCAACCAUUUCAUAUAUCGAGGUAUGAUGGUUGGUGGUGAAGCAAGAGCAGUUCUGAUUAAUGCUAUCUUCGAGAAGACUUUGAUAAUCUCUGGUCGUGCAAAGGCUGGAGGCAGAGCCUUACCUCAAGAACAUGCUUCGAAUGGCGUCCCUUCUGCUCCAGAAGAAAGGUCCAGACCAGUUCUGGCACGCAAAAUUUCCAGUGCAUUGCAUCCCAAAACUGGACCGAAGUCUACACCUGACAAAGGUCAUGGAAUAUCUGGUGAUGGUACUGGCUGGAAUAAUGGAAAGAUAGUUAACUUGAUGAGUGUCGAUACAUACCGUGUUGAUCAAGUGUCCGGCUUAUUUCAUAUCCUCUGGACUUCGCCAAUCCAAAUUGCUAUCGUCCUGGUCGUCCUUUGCAUAAACAUCGGAUACAGCGCGUUGGCAGGUUACGCCCUUUUGGCGCUGAUGAUGCCACUCCUUACUAAGGCCAUCAAAGCACUCUUCGUCCGCAGGAAAGGCAUCAACAAAGUUACUGAUCAGCGAGUCACGCUCACCCAGGAAAUCCUUGGCGCAGUACGCUUCGUCAAGUUCUUUGGUUGGGAAUCGAGCUUUUUGGCAAGGCUAAAGGAAAUACGCAGACGAGAGAUCAGGAUGAUUCAGACCCUCCUCGCCAUCAGGAACGCAAUCAAUGCUCUAUCGAUGUCGAUGCCUGUUUUUGCAUCUAUGAUUGCUUUCAUCGUCUACUCGGUCACUGGUCACAACGUGUCAUCCGCGUCCAGGAUUUUCUCCUCACUCGCAUUGUUCAACUCUCUACGAAUGCCAUUGAACUUGUUGCCACUAGUCAUUGGCCAAGCCACUGACGCAUCCGCUUCCCUCAACCGAAUACAGGAGUUCCUGUUAUCUGAGGAGCAGACCGACGAGAUAAUCUGGGACGAUGAGAUGCCGAAGAACGCGGUCGAGGUCGAGGACGCCUCCUUCACUUGGGAACGCACAGCAACCCAGGAUGGCAAUGGUCCAGGAGGUAAAGGUCCACCUAACAAAAUGCAGAUGAAGAUGGCAAAGAAAGCCGCGAAGGAAAAGGCUAAAGAAGAUGCUAGAGAGGCGAAAGCAGCGAAAAAGGAAGCCAAGAAGAACCCGCAACCUUCUCGAGAGUUUUCGCCUGCGUCGUCCUCAGAUGCGCUGAGCAAUGAUACUGCGGUAGAGCCAUUCAGACUUUCUGGUAUCAGCUUCAAUGUUGGACGAAACGAGCUGUUGGCAGUCAUCGGAACAGUUGGCUCGGGGAAGACAAGCUUGCUGGCAGCACUGGCCGGAGAUAUGAGGAAGACUGAUGGUCAAAUCAAGAUGGCUGGUUCGAGAGCUUUCUGUCCUCAAUACGCUUGGAUCCAGAAUGCAUCCCUAAAAGAGAAUAUUCUAUUCGGCAAGCCCUACAAGUCGAAGUGGUACAACAACGUAAUAGAUGCCUGCGCUUUGAGGCCUGAUCUUGCUAUCCUUCCUGCAGGCGAUCUUACAGAAAUCGGUGAACGAGGGAUUACACUAUCAGGAGGUCAGAAGCAGCGCCUUAACAUUGCUCGUGCGAUCUAUUUCGAUGCUGACAUUGUACUCAUGGACGAUCCUCUCUCAGCCGUGGAUGCUCAUGUAGGCAGGCACAUCAUGGACGAGGCCAUCUGUGGUAUAAUGAAGGACAAAUGUCGUAUACUUGCCACGCAUCAGCUGCACGUUCUCAACAGAUGUGACCGAAUCAUAUGGAUGGAGGAAGGUCACAUUCAAGCAAUCGACACAUACGAUAACCUCAUGGCCAACAGUGAAAGCUUCCAAAAACUUAUGGCUAGCACAUCACAAGAAGACGAGACAGAAAAGAAGGAAGUAAUCGAGGUUCCUGAGGCUACCAAGGAAGAUAAGAGGGGUAAAAGCAAGAAAAAGGCACAAGCACUCAUGCAAGUCGAGGAACGUGCAACCAAGUCUGUCAGCUGGGAAGUCUGGGGAGCAUAUAUUGGUGCUUCUGGUCGUGGAUUCCUCUGGCCGUUCAUUUUUAUCGCUCUUGUCGCUUCGCAAGGUGCCAAUAUUGCUACUAGCUUGUGGCUCAGUUACUGGGUCAGCAACAAGUUCAAUGCUGGCCGUGGAUUCUACAUUGGCAUAUACGCGAUGCUGGGUGUGGUCCAAGUGAUCCUCAUGUUUACCUUUGCUACACUUUUGUCAACAAGUGGCACGAAUUCCAGCAAGGUCAUGCUGCAAAGAGCGAUGGAGAGUGUUCUCCGCGCACCUAUGUUCUUCUUCGACACGACACCACUCGGUCGAAUCACAAACCGGUUCUCGAAAGACGUCGAUUCCAUGGACAACAGUUUGACGGAUGCGAUGAGGAUGUAUUUCCUCACACUGGCUAUGAUCAUUUCUGUCUUUGCGCUGAUUAUCGCUUUCUAUCACUAUUUCGCUGUGGCAUUGGUACCACUUCUGGUUAUCUUCCUCUUCGCAUCGAGCUACUACCGGGCUUCUGCACGAGAACUCAAGCGCCACGAGUCAGUUCUGCGGUCUGUUGUUUUUGCACGCUUCUCGGAGUCCGUCUCCGGAGUUGCAUCCAUCAGAGCAUAUGGAUUACAAAAAUAUUUCACAGAACGAAUUCGAGAUGCGGUAGAUCAGAUGGACUCGGCUUAUUUCUUGACAUUUGCAAACCAGCGGUGGCUCUCGACAAGACUCGAUCUGAUCGGCAAUCUCUUGGUACUUACGACUGGUAUCUUAGUUGUUACUGGUGGCUUUAACGUCAACCCGGCUAUCGCGGGUCUCGUGCUUUCCUACAUCUUGGCUAUUGUGCAGAUGAUUCAGUUCACAGUCCGGCAGUUGGCAGAGGUAGAGAACAAUAUGAAUGCAACCGAACGAUUACAUUAUUACGGAUCUCAAUUGGAGCAAGAAGCACCAUUAAAAUUGAAGGAGGUUCCAGACAGUUGGCCACAGUCUGGUGCAAUUGAUUUCAAGGAUGUUGAGAUGAGAUACCGUCCAGAGCUGCCUUUGGUUUUGCAGGGACUAAGUUUCCAGAUCCGAGGAGGAGAGCGGGUAGGUAUUGUUGGAAGAACAGGUGCUGGUAAGAGCAGUAUUAUGUCAGCACUAUUCCGACUCAGUGAACUUUCUGGUGGUCAGAUCAGGAUAGACGACGUCAACAUUGCAGAGAUUGGAUUGCAGGACCUGCGAUCAAGGUUAGCAAUUAUACCUCAAGACCCAACAUUGUUCCGAGGAACAAUUCGGUCUAACCUCGAUCCAUUCAAUGAGCACUCCGACCUCGCAUUGUGGGACGCUCUUCGCAAGGCCGACUUGGUUGGCAAUGAACAAGGUCCUGUGGAUGAAAAAGCUCCUCAGACACCAACGACGCCUACAGCCGAAAAGACGACACGCAUUCACCUAGACAGCCCAGUGGAGGAAGAGGGUCUCAACUUCUCCCUUGGUCAACGACAACUUAUGGCUCUUGCACGAGCGCUUGUGCGUAACGCGCAGAUCAUUGUUUGUGACGAGGCCACAUCGUCUGUGGAUUUUGAAACCGACGAGAAGAUCCAGCGCACAAUGCGACUUGGGUUUUCUGGGAAGACGGUGCUGUGCAUUGCGCAUCGCUUGAAGACCAUCAUCAAUUAUGACCGAAUUUGUGUGAUGGAUCAAGGACGAAUCGCAGAAUUGGACACGCCGAUCAAUCUAUUUGAGCAGGGAGGCAUCUUUAGGGGUAUGUGCGAUAAGAGCCAUAUUGUAAGAGACGACUUCUUCAGAGAUUAG
Molecule: messenger RNA, 4518 nt
Organism: Lithohypha guttulata
Lineage: Eukaryota; Fungi; Ascomycota; Eurotiomycetes; Chaetothyriales; Trichomeriaceae
Gene: YOR1
Product: ATP-binding cassette transporter yor1
Exons: 1
Coding region: 1-4518 (1505 amino acids)
Biological process (GO): transmembrane transport
Cellular component (GO): membrane
Molecular function (GO): ABC-type transporter activity; ATP hydrolysis activity; ATP binding
Source: RefSeq, a predicted model, not a curated record